AUGCAGACUCAAAGGUGCAAACUGCCAGACGCCGUCCAUCCGUCCAUCCUGGAUGUCCUCAGACGCGGGCAUUGUCAACACAAGGACUGCUUCGUCGACAACGACGCAGCCAUCAGCAACUUCUUUGUCCACAAGAACAGGCUGCAUAGGACCUACCUCCGUCGUCCAACCCAUGCAAACAAAGCGGCAUUUGUUCUAUGCCACCACCUUCUUCACCAACGAUUACAAGAAAUUCUCGACGCCCACAAGACCGAAAAGGACCAGGUAUAUGCCGACCGCAACGAAACAAAGAAUUUCUUCCGUGCCAUCAAGACCAUCUACGACAAAAGGAACCACGCCGCCUAUCACCUAUCAUGGAUCAAAGUUUCGAACAGGAAAAUCGCGCAUUCUGAAGUGCUGCGCCCAGCAAUAAAGAAACUGCCUCAACUCUCCCUCCAUAAUUUACCACCCCGCCAUCGACCGACCCCACCCAAGUGCAAAUCAGACUCCACCUGGAUCUCCCGCCCUCCCUCCCUCCCAGAAACCAUCUGCCCCUUACAACAACUCUCCGGCGGGAAAGCACCUGGCUCCGAUGUGAGCCCAAAUCAAAUCUACAGGCACAGAGGCCAACCACUCACGCAUCACUUCCAGCAGAUGUAA
This is a messenger RNA of Spirometra erinaceieuropaei, 639 nucleotides long. Lineage: Eukaryota; Metazoa; Platyhelminthes; Cestoda; Diphyllobothriidea; Diphyllobothriidae. The record is from the annotation of a GenBank genome assembly.